UCCGCUUUUUGUGGAUUUGCCGACCCUGUGUGCGCCAUCUAUUAAAGUUCAUAGGUAAACAAAUCAGGCAAGUUCUCUGUCUAUACGCUGACUUGUGUGUGAAGGAAAGACUGGAGUGCGGGGAAAUGUUCGGAGGACGUGACGGCGGGGCGCCAGUGAGUGUAGCGGGCGGCGUGGCGCGCACUCCGCGGUGCUGGUGAGUGAGUGAGGCGAGUGUGGCCACAGUGGCCAGUGGUGCCGCCGGGGCCACUCGCUGUGACUCGGGAUUCUCAUAAAAAUUCAAUAUGGCAUCCAAUACGAGUGAAGCAAACACUCAGGCAAUGGAUAAGUCAGUGAGCGGCGGCAACGUGAUCACCAUCACCACUAGCGAGACCCUGCGCUUGGACGGGGAGCGGGGGGCGCUGCACCUGGCGGCGGCCGCGGCAGGGGGGGGACAGGCCGCCCCCAAGAAGAAGAACUCCUCCUUCCAGAUCACGAGUAUUACCUCGCGCCUCAGCAAUGACGGCGGCGAGGACAGCGCAGACGACACGGAGGACAUCUCUGACAUCAUGGACAGCUCCAAGGUGACGGACCUGGACCAGGAGACGCCCAGCUUUGAGGACUACUCCAAGAGCGAGGAGGUGUUCUUUGGGCCCGCCCCUGUCAUCCCUACCAGCUCCCAGUACGGUAUCACGGCGCUGGUGCAGCAGACUGGCUCAGGGGGCGUAAUGACAGCCAUGCUGCCCCAGGGGGUGACUGUCAAUGUGACAGAGGGAGGCAUUGCCCUGGCCAAGGCUGAUGGGGAGUCUGACGACGUCAAUCACUGGCAGAACAGGUUCAAGAUUGUCAAGAUAGACUCCAACGAGCCAUUCAAGCGGGGCCGCUGGAUCUGCCUGGACUUCAUGGACUCCCCAGCAGUGACAGCAGCUGGCAGCGUCAAGAAGGACGACGGCUCCACGGUGGUGGUGACCGGCACAGUGCUGAAGGACGGGGAGGCCGGAGAUGCCACCCAGCCCCAGACCGUGGUGCAGCUGACUGUGCCUCAGCAGCAGCAGGACCAGCAGAAACAGCAGCAGCAGCAGCAACCACAGCAGCAGCAGCAACAACAGGUUCCACAGCCCCAGCAGCCCCAGCAGCAGCAGCAGCCAGCACCACCGCAGGGGCAGACCAGCCAGGCACAGCCGCACUCCGUGCCUGUGCCGCAGCAGUACCAAGUGCCGCACUCCUCCCAGGCCUCCACUCCCAUGGUGCCUGCCUCCCAGGGCACCGUGCCCCUCCAGCCCUCCACCCACCUGCCGGGGCCGCCCACCAAUCAGGGCCAGGCUACUAUGCCCUACCCACCUCACUCCCAGCCUGGCCCCCUGCAGGGCCAGCUGCAGCCCCAAAUCUCCCAGGGCUACACUGCUGCCACCCAGGCCCCCCAGGCCACCAGCCAGAUCCACCCCUCCCCUUCACCCCACACCCCUCCUCAGGCCCAGCCCCCUCUGCAGCAGCCCCUGCAGCCCCCACCCCUGCAGCAGCCACCACCCCAGCUGCAGGCACCCCAGGGGAGCCAGCCCAGCGUGCCCCAGCAGCCAGCAGUCAGCUCCAGUGGGGGCGUGAUGGUGCCCCCUACCUCCCUCACCCAGCCUCCACCCCACCAGACCCCGUUGACCUCCCAGAGCAUGCCCCCAGCCCAGCAGCCCCAGCAGGGCCUGCCGGGCCAGAACGUGCCCCAGUCUGGCGUGCUGGCCCAGCCCCUUCAGCCUGGGGUGAUGGCCUCUCUGUCCAGCCAGACCCUGCCCCAGCCCGGUGUGGCCCACCAACCCACUCCAGUCAUGACCCAGCCCCAGGCCGGCCUGUCCCAGAAGGCUGCAGCAGGCCAGCCACAGCUCAAUCAGCCCCUGCCCUCCAAGCCCCUGGCUGCCGGGACGCAGCAGCUGCCCUCAGUGGCGGCCUCCCAGCAACAGGCGGUGGGGGCCAGCAUGGUGCCGGCCACAGUGGCCAUGGGCGCCACACAACAGCUGCCCGCAGCCUCCGCCGCCUCCACCAUCAAGUCGUCCGGGCUGGUGCCCACCCCUGCCACCACCCCCGCCCAGCCUCAGACCCACCACACCUUGGCCACAGCAGCACCCUCAGCCGCCGACCAGGCCCAGCCCUCUCUGUCCCAACCUCAGAAGCCCCCCACCAACCUGGAGGGCAUCCCCCUUGCCCAGCCUGUGGAUGAAGCCACCAACGCCACGCCCCCCGCCCAGCAGGACGAAUCUGAGAGUGCCUCGACCGCCAGCACAGUUGCCAUUGAUAACAAGAUAGAGCAGGCUAUGGACCUCGUCAAGUCGCAUCUGAUGUUCGCCGUGCGGGAGGAGGUGGAGGUUCUGAAGGAGAAGAUCACGGAGCUGCUGGACCGCAUCUCGCAGUUGGAGUACGAGAACAUGGUGCUGCGUCAGUACGCCACUCAGGAGGCGCUGCAGAAGAUACAGCAGCACCAUGCCUCCAACACCUGAGCCGCCCACCUCCCCCGCCCCCCGCCCGCACUCUGUCAUGGUGAGGGGCGGCAGCUGACCAGUGUGUUCUAGUCAGGCCGCCCCGCCACGCGUCGCAGGCCGCGCCGGCCGGCGGCAGCUCGCUCCAAGCAGCGCCCCGCCGCCGUGGCUGCUUCAUCGUCAUCGCCAUCGUCGUCACCUCGUGCAGCAGCAUCCUCACCUUCACCAUGACAGCCGCCGCGGCUCAUCUUAGCCUAGACGCUCUGUAUAUAUAUCCCCGCCCCUCUCUGCCCCGCCAUGUUUAUACAGAUUAUUUUUGUUGGCCAUAUCUCUAGUAUAUUAUACUGUUACUCGUGUAGUGAUGCACAGGCUUGAGUGCUCGCCUCGUCAGCCAGUCAGCGGCGCGUGGCGGGGGUCACCACCACUUCAUUCAUUCAUUCCAGGUGACUGUGACCCCCUCCCCCCGCACCCUUACUCAGUCUAUUGUUAUUGUUUUGUAUAGUAGUGUUGCAGCCCGCGUGGGAAGGCCGCGGGUCAGGCAGCUCUUAGGAACAGCCGGCCUUACCGCGUCACCGUGCCUUUCCUCCCCACGCGACGGGCAAGGCUUGUGAUAACGCGACCCUCGGCCUUCAAAGUCAGCGGGUCCUCAUAUUGAGGGCCCCUCGCUCGCAGAACAGGGAGGCUUGAGGCGCUGCAGCAGCUGCUGUGCGCGGCCAGGCGCUCAAACCACCAGACUAUCACACUAAUAGCUUUAGACAGACAGGCCCUGCUGGAUCCCCGCCGACAGCGGCGCGCAUGUACGUGGCCGCGCAGGCCCCUACCAGCAGCAGCAGCAGCAGCAGUCAUGUAUAACUCAGCUUGUUGUAGAUCAGGUUCUCGCUCGCCUCACCCCCUGUCUUAUGCAGCAUUUGUAUAACGUAAAUAAAGGUAUACAUCAUGAA
Messenger RNA from Scylla paramamosain (green mud crab), 3382 nucleotides. It is a transcript of the gene bun, whose product is annotated as TSC22 domain family protein 2-like. Lineage: Eukaryota; Metazoa; Arthropoda; Malacostraca; Decapoda; Portunidae. Gene Ontology annotation, biological process: regulation of transcription by RNA polymerase II; positive regulation of cell population proliferation; negative regulation of apoptotic process. The record is from RefSeq and is a predicted model, not a curated record. The coding region runs from base 285 to 2462 and encodes 725 amino acids. The transcript is spliced from 3 exons. Gene Ontology annotation, cellular component: nucleus; cytosol.